Messenger RNA from Glycine soja, 851 nucleotides. Its product is annotated as NAC domain-containing protein 104-like. Lineage: Eukaryota; Viridiplantae; Streptophyta; Magnoliopsida; Fabales; Fabaceae. The transcript has 3 exons. Bases 47 to 667 code for a protein of 206 amino acids. The record is from RefSeq and is a predicted model, not a curated record. Gene Ontology annotation, molecular function: DNA binding. Gene Ontology annotation, biological process: system development; regulation of DNA-templated transcription.
AUUAUAAGCCAAAGUCCCCCACUCCACAAAAACUAAAAUUAACCAAAUGAUGGCUUGUGGAAGUGUCAACCUUCCUCCUGGCUUUUGCUUCUCUCCAACUGAUGAAGAACUCGUCCUUCACUUUCUCUGUUCCAAGGCUUCUCUACCAUGCCAUCCCAACAUCAUUCCAGAGCUUGACCUCUCUCUGCUUGAUCCAUGGGAAUUAAAUGGUAAGGCGUUGUCAAGUGGAAAUCAACACUAUUUCUUCACCAAAGUGAAGGAGAACAGAUCCACAGAAAAUGGGUAUUGGAAGGAAAUAGGAGUCAUGGAACCAAUAGUAUCCUCUUCUGAAAAAGUGGGGAUCAAGAAGUACCUUGUGUUCAACCUUGGUGAAGCUCCACAAGGCACUGAAACCAGUUGGGUCAUGCAAGAAUAUCAUAUUUGCUCAUCCGGGUUUAACACUACUACUGCAUCUAAUUGUGCAAGUACUCGCGGAAGACGAAAAACUGAUCAAUGUGGGAGCAAAUGGGUAUUGUGCAAAGCCUAUGAAAAGAAAAGUUGUCAAUCCCAACAAGGUGUAAAUUGUUACAGCGAUGAGGAUGACUGCGGAACUGAGCUUUCAUGGCUAGACGAAUUUUAUAUGUCGUUAGAUGAUGAUCUUGAAGAAGUUAUGAGCCUGCCUAGCUAAUUAAUUAGACUUAGAUUGAAUAAUAUGUAUUAGGAUAUUAAUUUGCAUGUUAGAAUUUUAUAAUUUACAUGUAUUUUGAAUGGAAGAUUAGUGAGUAGUCUCCAGUUAGUUACAUGCAGCACAAAGAUGUAAUGUGUACGUAUUUAAUUAAUUAAUCAUAGGUAAUAGCCUUUUUGUUGUCUCC